AUGCUCGAGAAAGUUUCCUCAUCGAGGAUGGAGAGGAGGACAGGGUCAAGGGCCGACCGAACAGCUCCUUUGUCGGGGAUUAUUCGUCGAAACCAUGUGACGAGGUGGCUUCGUUCGUCCGUUAAGGAGUCAUCGAGGGCCUUUCGGCCCGUGAUAAUCUCCAUGAGGAUGACCCCGAAGGCGUACACGUCUACUUUUGUGAUUCUUUGCAGAAAACAAACAGAACAUACCCGCGUAUUCCGGCGCAAGAUAACCGAACGUCCCAGCAAGCCGUGUCUCCACAGACCCGAAAUCCGCCACUUUAGCUCUCAUAUCAUCCCCAAGCAAUAUAUUCGACGGCUUCAAAUCCCUGUGUAUGAAGCUCUGCUGAGCCAAGCUGUGCAAAUACUCGACUCCUCUUGCAACAUCCAAGGCUAUAGUAACUCUCUGGUUCCAGUCGAGCGUGGGACCCUUCAUCUCCUUCCAGUGGAACAAAUGCUGCCCCAAGCACCCUUGAGUCAUGUACUCGUACACCAAAAGCCUCUCACUCCCGUUAUCACAAAACCCGUGUAG
Messenger RNA from Striga asiatica, 552 nucleotides. Lineage: Eukaryota; Viridiplantae; Streptophyta; Magnoliopsida; Lamiales; Orobanchaceae. The record is from the annotation of a GenBank genome assembly.